Messenger RNA from Corylus avellana, 1540 nucleotides. Its product is annotated as mitochondrial uncoupling protein 5. Lineage: Eukaryota; Viridiplantae; Streptophyta; Magnoliopsida; Fagales; Betulaceae. The record is from RefSeq and is a predicted model, not a curated record. Gene Ontology annotation, biological process: transmembrane transport.
AUUAAAAAACAGAAAAGUCUAGGUCCCACAACUCCAAAAGCGCGUAAGUUAGGAGAGUUUCUGCUAUGGAGAUCGCGUGAGAACCCAAUUUCCACCACCUUUCCUUUACCAGCCAGGUCCAGCACAUUCCUUCUAUAAAUUCCCUUGCCCCUCCGUCUUUGCCUCAAACCAUCGGCCACUGUUUCGUUUUGUUUCUCUCACAAAAACAAUUUUCUGACGGCAUAUGUCUCAAAGGCCCAGCGUUCCUCACUACUCCUCCGUAGCCUUCGGCCUCCAUUCCCAUCUCCUGGUCUCCAGUGAGAUGAACCCCAGCUCCAACUGGUCCUCUAAUUUCCAUUGAAUUAUUUUCUUUCUAAUUACCUAGCUUCUUCAGUAUCCUACGAUUAAAAUACCUUUCAAAACCUAAACCCAGAUUUCAUUCUUUCAGAUUAUUAUAACAAACUUCAUUUUGUUUGUUUCCCGAGGUAAAAAAAAAAUUUAAUCCAAGAUGGGUGUGAAAGGUUUUGUUGAAGGAGGCAUAGCUUCAAUUAUCGCGGGGUGUACGACCCACCCACUUGACCUACUCAAGGUCCGAAUGCAGCUCCAGGGUGAGACCCAGGCCCCGAAACCCAAACCGAGCCCUAACCCAGCAGUCCAAACUCUCCGUCCGGCUCUCGCCUUCCAAACCACCUCACUCUCCGCUCCGGGCUCCAUCCACGUACCACUCCAACAGCCUCAGGCGGCGCGUGCGGGCCUAAUCGCCGUCGGCGUCCGUCUCGUCCAGCAAGAAGGCGUGGCUGCGUUGUUCUCGGGCGUUUCCGCCACCGUCCUCCGCCAGACUUUGUACUCCACCACCCGGAUGGGUCUCUACGACAUCCUCAAGAAGAAGUGGACCGACCCCAACUCCGGUAGCCUGCCCCUCGCGAGCAAAAUAGCGGCUGGGCUCGUAGCCGGCGCUGUCGGCGCCGCCGUGGGGAACCCCGCCGACGUGGCCAUGGUCCGCAUGCAAGCUGACGGGCGGCUACCCCCUGCUCAGCGUCGCAACUACAAGAGCGUGGUGGAUGCCAUAUCCCGCAUGGCGCGCCAGGAAGGGAUCCCCAGCCUGUGGCGCGGGUCGUCGCUGACGAUUAACCGGGCCAUGCUGGUCACGGCCUCGCAGCUCGCGUCGUACGACCAGAUCAAGGAGAUGAUUCUAGAGAAGGGCGUGAUGAGGGACGGGCUGGGAACCCACGUGACUGCGAGCUUCGCGGCGGGGUUCGUGGCGGCCGUGGCAUCGAACCCGGUGGACGUGAUCAAGACCCGGGUGAUGAACAUGAAGGUGGAGCCUGGGGCGGAGCCACCCUACACCGGGGCUCUGGACUGCGCGCUGAAGACAGUGCGAGCCGAGGGGCCCCUGGCGCUCUACAAGGGCUUCGUGCCGACCAUUUCGAGACAGGGCCCUUUUACUGUCGUGUUGUUUGUGACGUUAGAGCAGGUUCGCAAGUUGCUCAAGGAUUUCUAAGUGAUGUUGAUGAUGACGAAGAAUUUAGAAUAAAGUUAAUUCCGUAUUAUGAUUAUUUAA